This is a messenger RNA of Homarus americanus (American lobster), 4444 nucleotides long. RefSeq names its product glycosyltransferase 25 family member-like. NCBI's taxonomy places the organism in Eukaryota, Metazoa, Arthropoda, Malacostraca, Decapoda, Nephropidae. The record is from RefSeq and is a predicted model, not a curated record. Bases 100 to 1887 code for a protein of 595 amino acids. The transcript has 4 exons. Gene Ontology annotation, molecular function: procollagen galactosyltransferase activity.
CUGAUGAUAUGACAGGCUGCUGUGCCUAUACCACUAACUCCUUUUGUUUACAUUGAGGGUGGUGGAUUGGUGCCGCGCUCUCCACCCCUAAAGUUGAAAAUGGUACAAUUUUCAGCGUUGUUACGUGCCAUAUAUGCCAUAUUUCUUCUCACAAGUGAUAUAAGAGUUCAAGGAGCAGUAAAUCAAAAUGAAAUGAAAGAACCAACUAUUACUGUGGUACUUCUGGCGAGGAACAAGGAACAUACCCUUCCACAUUUCUUGACACUGUUCGAACGGCUAGAAUACCCCAAAAAAAGAAUGGCACUCUAUAUUCGGUCAGACCAUAAUAUUGACAAGACCAUUGCAAUAUUGGAAGAUUGGUUGAAAUAUAACAAGCACAGAUAUAAUUUAUGUGAUAUCAAACUAGACAAGUUAACUCAACAUUAUCCUGGUGAUUCAAAAGGGACAGAAUGGAGUGAUGACAGGUUCAACAACAUUAUUCAAAUGAAGGAAGAAGCCAUGUCACUUGCAAGACAUAUUUGGUCUGAUUAUAUCUGGUUUCUAGAUAUGGAUGUUUUUCUGACAAAGAGUAACAUUCUUCAGUUGUUGAUAAGUGAACAUAAAGCAAUAGUUGGACCAAUGUUAAAUUCCCUUGCAACCUACAGCAAUUAUUGGGGUGGAAUGACUGCAGACUAUUGGUACACUCGUUCAGAGGAUUACAUCCCGAUACUAGAGCGAAAGCAGAAAGGAUGCUUUGCUGUUCCGAUGGUUCAUUCUUGCGUUCUGGUAGAUUUGUCGAGAGUGGUAUCGGAUAAACUCACAUUCACCUCGAAGAAUGUCUCUGAUUACAAUGGCCCAAAUGAUGACAUAAUUACAUUAGCAAUCUCUGCUAAAAAGGCAGAAGUUGACAUGUAUGUGUGUAACACAGAAAUAUAUGGGUUCAUUCCCCCACCUCUGGAUGAUGACCAACACUUAGAAGUAGAUUAUAAGCAGCUUCUAAGUAUCAAAUUAGAAGUUCUUGUUCAGCAUGAACCAUUGCCGGUGUCAACACAGCUGGCUAAGUAUGUCCCGCCACUACCCAAGAAAGAUAAAGCUGGCUUUGACCAGAUAUAUCUCAUCAGUUUAGUUCGGAGACCAGAGAGACGUGAGCGGAUGAAACACUGCUUUGAUGAAUUGGGACUUGACGUAAAGACGUUUGAUGCAGUGGAUGGGAAGAAACUAAAUGAUAGUUAUCUACGACAACUUGGAGUUAAGCAAAUGACAACUUAUAAAGAUCCGUGGUCAAAACGAGACAUGACAUUUGGGGAGAUAGGUUGCUUCCUUAGUCAUUACUUCAUCUGGGAAGAUAUAGUCAGGAAUGGCUAUGAAAAGGUGUUGCUGUUUGAAGAUGAUAUUCGUUUUGAACCUUAUUUUAGAGAAAAAGUAAAACAUAUGAUUUACCAUGCCAAUAGGUUGGUUGACUGGGAUCUCAUAUAUCUUGGUCGUAAGAAAAUGAAAAACUCGGAUGAACCAUGGGUUGAAGAUUCAGACAUACUGGUAUAUGUGGACUACUCCUACUGGACACUGUGUUAUGUCAUUACUCUCCAGGGUGCAAAGAAACUUCUUGAUGCCCAGCCUCUUGGCCAGCUGAUACCUGUUGAUGAAUACAUUCCUAUUAUGUUCAACAAACACCCAGAGACAGAUUGGAUGGAGAAGUUUCCUGUGAGGAAUUUAAAUGCAUACUCAGUGGCUCCAUUAUAUGUCUUCCCCACACACUACACUGGUGAAGAAGGCUACAUAAGUGACACAGAAGAAUCGUCCAUCAUUCAGGAUGUUGAGAGUGCUCCUCCCACAAUGGACUCCAAUCUAGAGGGUAAAGGAUUAGAGCUUGAGGUUGAAUUUAAUGGAUUAGCAAAGGAUGAACUUUGAGUACAGUAAAAAUUUAUAUCUUUUUGGACACAGCUAUUGUUAUUAAUUUAUACUUUUUUAUUGUAGUUAAGAUUAAUCACAAAAACUAAAUUAUUAAUACAUUUUAUUGGUAUCUUCGAUUUUGUCAACAAUUUCUUAUUGAAAAGUCUCUUUAAUUAUUGCUGUGUCAAAUCCCUUUCAUUGUUAAUAGAUCAAUGCUAAAGUAAAUGUCAUUUAGUCAUUUGAAGGAUGUGAAUCUCAGAAAGAAGGUAUAACACUAGACUUUCUACUGUCCAUCAUAGUUGGGAUCAUAAGAUUGACAGAUAGUUAACAUAGACAUAUAAUUGAUGUUGAGACAUGCUAGUGAGGCUUAAGAAUAUUGGCUGUUAAACCUUAAUAUAAAAUUACAUUAUAUAUUUUAUACAAAAGUGAUAUUACGUAAAAUGUAUAGUAAAUGAAAACUACUGGUUUUAUAAAUACGAUAAUUUUGAAAUAUCAUUACAGUUAAUGUAUAUGUGUGUGCAGUACAACAUUACAGUAAUCCCUCUCUAAUGUUUAAGGUUUAGUAAGAGAGUUUCUUGAACUUCAACAAAUUGAGUGUCACUGGGGUCAACAUAUUAUGGGAAAGAAAGGCUUAGAUUCUUAAAGCUCAAAAUUGGGUACCAACCCAGGAAUUAUUUUUUUCUCUAAAUAAAGCAAUGCUGAAAUUUUGGGUAAUUUUAUGGAAAAUCAUUUAACAUGACAUACCCGGUAAUGAACAUCUCAGCCUAUGUGUAGUGAGACGAUGAUCUGGAUGCAAUACAAUAGUUGUUUAUGGGAGUUAGGUCACUAGUGUGAGAUGCUUUCAUAUGCUGAUUACAUGCUAGUUUUAAAUACUCAUAAAUGUAAAGAAAAGUCAUUCAAUAUGAACUGCUUUCAUGAUUUAAAAAAAAUUAUGUCGCCUUCAGAGAGAAGGUAAGGUUGACAAACUGCUUCACAUGUAUUUCAUAACUAAAAUAUACCUCUUCCUAUACCUAAGUCAUAUCAUAGGCUAUACUAUUUAAUACGCUCUCAUUGGACAAUUGGUUGCUUAAGUCCUAAAGAUACCCCUAAAGUUCAGGGGCAUCUUUUGAGGGCUGGGUAUUGGAGUACAAGGAACACCCUUACUUCUUCCUAGGGCUUGGAGAUAAACAAGCCAAACCUGCUUGUGUGCAAUUGAGCACCUGGUUUGUAUGGUGCAAUCACCAUAUAUGUUCUUAUUGACAUCUACAUGAAUUGGAGAUUUCACUUCUGCGAUCAAACAUAAUCAGUAUAAAUUAAUUAUUUGAAGGUCAUUGAAGCAAAUUAAUUAUUGUACAUUAACAGAGGAUUACCCUAUUUGACAAUAGAAAAGUUGUACAUAUGUAUUAAAGAUAUAUUGAUAUAUGCUAUAUAUAAACUACACCUUAAAUAUACUUUAAUAAAGUACAGUACUGUAAAGAAAACAAGUUACACAGCUACACUAACCAUCAUCUUGAGUACAGCAAAUUUAUAUCCCACUAUGAUUGACUGUUUGUUCUGCCUAUUAUAGAAAUUGAAUUGAGCAUCUCGCAUAGUAAGUUUGUAUCUCCUGUAACCCAAAAUAUCAUAACUCAGUAAGAAGGAAUAUAUAUAUAUAUAUAUAUAUAUAUAUAUAUAUAUAUAUAUAUAUAUAUAUAUAUAUAUAUAUAUAUAUAUAUAUAUAUAUAUAUAUAUAUAUAUAUAUAUAUAUAUAUAUAUAUAUAUAUAUAUAUAUAUAUAUAUAUAUAUAUAUAUAUAUAUAUAUAUAUAUAUGUAUAUAUAUGUAUGUAUGUAUGUAUGAUGGAAUCAUAGGAAGGGUCAGGCAUAUCUUAGAACAUUCUUUUAUUUUUAAAUUAUCUAUGCUAAAUAUUAAUUAAGUAAUCUUGUAAAUGCUUGAAUUAAGCUCUUUGUUAAAAGUUGUUUUGUGAAUGUCUAUAUUCACAGAUAUUGUAUUUAUUUUUUUAAUUGGGAUUGUUGUUAUUGCAGCAAAUAACAAGUGUACUGAAUUGUCAUGACUAAGUCUUACACAGUACAAUAUCAUAUGUGAUUAUACCAUAUUUUAUAGCUAAGUUCACCUGCUAGAAUUGUAUUCUGCAUUGUUCAAUAACUUAUGGUAAUAUUUAAGUUAAGAAAAUUGAGCAGUACUAUGUUGUUUUCUGUUUGUUCAUUUUAUAAUCAUACAAUAAAAAGAGCACCACUGCAGGCAAACUGUGGGCAAAUGUUCAGUCUGCCAUUACUUCUGUUAGCAUUUCAUUGUGGUUUGGAGAACACUUGUCAAUGUUGAGUGUUCAUUCUGGCACUGUUUUUACAGUAUAGGUCAGACUUUCCUCAUUGAAUAAACCUUUAGUCAUUUCUCUUUAGUAGAGUAGCGUACACCAAAUUUGUGUAAAUUUGACAUGAUGACGUGCCAUAAACCACUGUGCUGUACAUUUGAACAGGUAUAUCAAAACUUAUUACAGUAAACCUGCAAUUGCCUAUUGUCUCCAAAUUCGUAAUUUCUAUAUGCAAUACCAUAAUGAACCAAUUUAGGCCUUAAUUUUUUUCUUUGAAUCUUGUUUCA